AUGCAAAAUUCAGAUUAUAGUAGUCAACCACCUCCUAUUCCUACUCGACCGACAUACGGAAAUUGUAUGGAACCUAAUUGCAAUUGUUCUUCCAUCAAUUGUAAUGAACACGAUUCAAAAAGAUGCGCUAAUUGUAGCCAUGAUACAGUCAUGCAUUUGCAACUUGAGAAUUUAUCAUUAAAUGAUAACAUAAAUCAAUUGAAUUACGGGGGGUGUAAUGAACUCCAUUGCAAUUGUCCAGCCAUGAUUCCGACUGAACACGAUCAUUUAAUAUGUUUUCGAUGUAAACAUGAUCACUUAAUACAUGUAAUUUUACCAUCAAAUGAGAACCAAUUACAAUACGGAAGAUGUUUAGAAACACCUUGCAAUUGUCCAUGCAUGAUUAUGAAUGAACAAGACCCAACGAAAUGCUUUUCUUGUCAUCAUGAUCACUUAAUACACUUAAAUUUUGAUAAUCAAAUGAAUUGCAACGUUAACAUUUAUAAUCAAAUUCAACCUCCGUUACCUCUUCAAGUUCGAGAACGACCACCACCAGAUACAAUAUGGUUUUAUAAUAGAAAUGAUCCAUAUUAUGAGUUCACUAAUUUCCAAGAAGGAUUUCCAAUAAAAGCAGUAAUUCCAUUUCCUGGACCAAUACUAGAAGUUAAAAAUUGGCCAACAAGUGAACACCUUUUUCAGGCGGCAAAAUUUCAAAGUUCUAAAGUAAUUGCUGAUGGAAUACGCCGGUGUCAUACAGCUAGAGAUGCAUUAAAUAUGGCACGUCAAUAUCGAGAAUUUAUGGAUCAUAAUUGGCAAUCAAUAAAUGUCAAAGUAAUGGAAUGGGUUGUAAGGUGUAAAUUUGAACAACAUGGCUUUCUUGCAAGGCUGUUAUUGAAUACGGGAGAUAAGAAAUUGGUAGAACACACAGAAGUCGAUAAAUUUUGGGGAGAUGGUGGUGAUGGAUCAGGACAGAACAUGCUUGGAGAGAUUUUAAUGCGUGUUAGACAAAAUUUAAGAGAAACUCGAUCACAUCAACACAAUUAUGAAUAUGAUCAAUCAAGAGGAAUUAUAGAUAAAAAGUUAAUAUAUCCUAUGACAUAUUAUGUACCAUUACCUUCUUCAUCACAAGAUUUCCGGGUUUGGAAUGGACCUAAUCAUCCUAAUAAUACUAAUAUUAGAAAUAUUGAACGUGAGGAAGGGUCUUCUCAACAACCGCUAAUUUCGGAACAACAAGAAGGUCAACCGGUUCCACCACCAUUACCUCCACGUAGAAAUAGAGAUAUACAGCUUUUAAAGCAACAACAUCAAGCAUUACCUCCGAUACCAUCACAAGCUGCCAAUCAUCAACGACUGAUUCAACAAGAAAUACAAAAUGAUGUGACCCAUUUUAAUCAUAAUUAUCAUCACCAACAACAAGCAUAA
This is a messenger RNA of Funneliformis geosporum, 1401 nucleotides long. The record is from the annotation of a GenBank genome assembly. NCBI's taxonomy places the organism in Eukaryota, Fungi, Glomeromycota, Glomeromycetes, Glomerales, Glomeraceae.